CAGCAGCAGCAACGACGGCGCAGCAGCAGCAGCAACGACGACGGCAGCAGCAGCAGCAGCAACGACGACGGCAGCGGCAGCAGCAGCAACGGCGGCAGCAGCAGCAGCAGCAGCAACGACGGCAGCAGCAGCAGCAACGACGGCGGCAGCAGCAGCAGCAACGACGGCGGCAGCAGCAGCAACGACGGCAGCAGCAGCAGCAGCAGCAACGACGGCGGCAGCAGCAGCAACGACAGCAGCAGCAGCAGCAACGACGACGGCAGCAGCAGCAGCAGCAACGACGACGGCAGCAGCAGCAGCAACGACAGCAGCAACGACGACGGCAGCAGCAGCAGCAGCAACGGCAGCAGCAGCAGCAGCAACGACGACGGCGGCAGCAGCAACGACGACGGCAGCAGCAGCAACGACAGCAGCAGCAGC
This is a messenger RNA of Oncorhynchus nerka (sockeye salmon), 420 nucleotides long. RefSeq lists its product as uncharacterized. NCBI's taxonomy places the organism in Eukaryota, Metazoa, Chordata, Actinopteri, Salmoniformes, Salmonidae. The annotation marks the transcript as partial. The transcript is spliced from 2 exons. The record is from RefSeq and is a predicted model, not a curated record.